AUGAAGAUUUGUUGUGCGGCCUCUCUGAUGUGCUUCCUUCUCGUGGCAGCCAUGGUGUCGUCGUCAGGUAAAGAAGCAUUUAUAUUUAGUUAUUCACCGUUUACAAUAAAUAUAUACCAUGUUUUCCUUUGAAAAUAUGAUGUGAUUUUUCUUUCUAAAUAUUCGGCGGUGCUCCUGUCUACCUCGCAAAUAUCAGCGCUUAACCUAAAGUUAUUUGUUGCUUGCACUUGCAAGCUCAGCGUUGGUUCUGACGUCGUUCCCUAAUUUUGAACAAACGGCAGUGAAGCGCGCCGGAAAGCUUUCCUCUAUGGUCGAGGGCGGCGCUGUUCAUAGUUAAGAUCCCGCGUCUCAGACGCGCGUACUUUAACCUCGGUUAGCAACGUCUGCGAAGCAGCACCGAGAUACACGUUCUGCGCCCCAAAAUGACUCAACGAAUUACCGGAUGUGCUUUUCGAAUUUCCUUUGAGGCAUUCGAAUCAUGUUGCGUACUCCAAUCUUGGUACACAUGUGGGAGCCUAGAACGAGGAUUUCGAUGCUGUUUUGCAGACGGACUUGACCAGAGAGUUUAGUUUCGUCUGUAGAGCGCUUUAAUUUCUAGAAAUCCUCUCUCCGUAUCUCUUGGUGCCAGAGACUUUUCACUCGAGGUUUUCAAUUUCUCACGUGGCUUCGGCCAAAGGCCGAUGUUCUGUCGGCCUGCUGCCGCCACCGAAGCAUCCCGUGUCAAGUGAGAAAAAAACCUCCGGUACCCUAAAGGUACUCUCCGAGUUAGAUCACCAAGCUCGAAGAAUGGGAUGGAUUUAUAUCAUGAACUGCGUUAGUGUUAUCGGACGAAUCCAACAGCUUCAGACAUUCAAAACAUGAUGGAUUUCAAUCCUGAAAUUACCCAUAAUAUGCUUAGUCUUCUGGGAUAAAAAAGAGUCAAAACAUCAUACUAGGUAAAUUAAAGUUUCCGUCUUCAAAACAUUUGCCUGUUUCAUUGCAGUUUAAGAUAUGAAGGGAUCUUUAUUCAAGCAGGUUCAUUAGCACUUGAUACCGGUCGAGUGGCAGGGCUCUAUCUAGGGUAUUUGAGGGGUAGAAGCUUCCCUUCCCAAAUGCCCAGAUUCUCCCCCCAAAAAUAAUGCUUUCAUUACAGUAUAUGAGUAAUUAUACCGGGAAAAUCAUCUAGACCCGACGAGGUCAUUUCUCAAACAGUAAAAUUUCUCAAAAUUGUGUCUCAGAAUGCACCACAGAGAUUGCAUCUCAGAGCAUAUUCAUUUCAAAAAAUUUCCGGAAGGCAUACCCCGGACCCCCCUAGGAAGCAUGUCGCCUUCGGCCACUCGGGACUUCUCCCCCAAACGAUAAAUCCUAGAUAGAACCCUGAGUGGUAUUUGUCUAUUCUAUAUUGCUGUCACUGCUUAAGGAAAGUUUGGCCAAUGUCAAUUUGUAUUUGAAUAACGCGUGAAAUCUUCCGCCAUUUUGUCCAGCGCUGCGCUGCCAAAACAGCAAAGCUACCGCACGGCGUGUCUCUUACACCCUUCGUGCUAUAUAAAUUCGAUUGACGUCACUGAAUGUAUUAAUGUCGGCAAAAAAAAAAACAUCGGGUUAUGAAGAAUUAGCUCAAAGAAUUAUGCCAAUCAUAGAAAGACACAUACUUUGAAUAAACAUCAUUGUUACAGGAGCGAAAUUGUCGAUGUCAUCACUAUAACUAUAAUUAAGUACUAUAUUAUUAUCAUUAUUAUUAUUAUGAUAAAGGCGGGUUGUCAUUAAGGGUCACCUGAAGGAAUUCUCCUACCCACACAUAAUAGUGUCGGGGGAUUCUAAGUAUGUUCUUUAUAUUCAUGUAUUUUAUUCCUUCCUCUACUGUUUUGUAACAUUUACUUAACUAACAUAAUACAGAAAUGAAUGGAAUGAUUAUAGUAAACAGUGAGAGUAAUAAUUAUAGUAAAUAUUAAAAGUUUGGUAUUUUUAUUUAGGUAUCUUAACUUAUUCUCCCUACCACUCUACAAUUACUUUACUUACAUAAUAACAUAUUUGAUGAAAUGAUAUUUAAUCGUGAGAAAAAUUUGUUAAUUGUCCUUGUCAAAUAUUGUUUAUUUGUAAUUCAGUUGUGCCAGCGAAACGUACAGAAAAAGGCGACGUCACGGACCAUGCACAAAAAGUGGAUGAUGUUUUUCCCGGAAAUCUUCUGCCAGAAUUGAGGAAACGUAAGCCAGAAAAAAUACAAUCCUUAACUCUGCAAAUUUGUAUCCUGAGUCAAAUGUGUUAAGGCGAUUCGCAGUGCGCAUCUCUCACUGCACAUGACAAGAUGGUCGCUUUUAAAACGCCUCGAUUUCUUAAGAUUAAUUUUUUCUUAGUCAAAUAUACUCUUUGUUGAGCUACAUACUUGUCUUAAGUUUUAAAAAUAAUCCAUUUUUUAUUCAUUUAUCCUUGACUCACAUGGUGUACCGUAUAGCGCCAGGAGGCAUAAAGUGUAUAAGCUCCCGGCCUUAAUAUAGGCUUCCUUGUCAUUAUUACCACUUUGAACAUUUGUAAAAUAGAUUAUACAGACUAGUGAAUUUGAUCGAUUUUGAAGUGAAAGUUAAUCCUGUAUUAACGGGGUGUCCGUAUUAAGGGAAUUGAAUUUAGAGAAAAUGUAAAGGCUUUCUCUCCCCAGGGACAAAGAAAAUCGUGCGUAAUAAUGAGCAAUCCAUACGAAACAGCACUGUCGCAAUAAACGACCGAUGAUUACUCCUGAAGCCUGAACUCCUGUUAUUAUUAAUAAUAAGUUAUCCGUAUUAUGAGGGUGUCCGUAAUGCAGGUUUUGACUGUCACUAAGGAAUAACGUUAACGUUAAAUGGAAUUGAAAGGUCAUCACCACGUAUGCCGCUAUAAAAUUACUGAAUUAGGCUAUAAGGGAGUAAGCAAAUGCCUCCGUCAGAUGCCUUUGCAGAGCCACCUGAAUACCUCACUGCUGAUUACGAAUAUUCUAAAAAUGCUUUUAAUUCAUGGGGUGGGAGUGGUACGGGGGUGGAGUGGUACGAGGGUGGAGUGGUACGAGAAGACGGAGAGAAAAAGGAGAGGGACAAGAGCUUUAAAAGGGUGUAAAUCGAGACAAGAAUCACAAGACGGCAGCUGUGCAAAAGAGCUGCUGCAGAAGAAUCAUUAAAACGAAGUCAUUAGGUAUCGAGGAGAACGUGAAUGAAAAUUUAGAUAACGUUUUCUUGUGGCCGAGAUAAGACUCAAUGUGUUGGAAAUGUGCAGUACGUAAGCGGUAUGCGUGUUGCUGAGUUUCACUUCCUCACCUGAGGCCUUCGCCCUGAACAUGCUGAAUACACUCAGAUGCCGAUUGCGCAGGCUAAGAUUUAAUUUACAAUUCUUUCAUCUUUUUUUUUACAAUUAUUUUGUGAUUUUGAUUACUGGUCACUUAAAGAGGGUGACUACCAUUGUUCCUGUGAUCUGUCCUCUACAGGAAAUGAAAGAAAGACGUUUUUAAUCUAUUUUAAAUCCAAUCUAGAAAACUUUUUAAAAGACUUAACAAGUUCUCACUAGUUUUAAAUUUCCUUACUUCGAUUUUAAGAUUUUUGAGCCAGUUCUUAUUUUACUUUUUAGCAAUUAAAUAAUAAAUGUACUUAACUAAUGUGGAGCCAACUGAAAACCUCCAUGGUCAGUCAAUUGCACGAUAUAGAGUGGUUGGUCAUAAAAUAUAUUAAUAUGAUAAUAUUAAUAUAUUAAUCGCUCACACUCCUUAUAAUUUUUGCACAUGUUUUUCUCAGUCAUGUUUUGGCUUGUGUUGGAUAGACACGGCCACCAGUGACGUUAACGAAGGCUUAUUGUAUAUAGCCUGUUCCAGGCGUUCAGGUAAGUAGAGAGCGGGAGAAAAUUAACUCGCUCCCCCCUUACUGCUACGCUCUACUAUCUGAACGCCUGGAACAGGCUAUAUUGUAUGUUGCAUAAACUCCUGUUUAAGAUUAACUAACAUUUUGUUUCAGAUUUGGAAAUGUUGUUGACAAAAGUGGUUGAUUUGUACUUAAUCAAACUUCGACGAGCAGUUUCUAAAGAGGUACGUCAAAAAACCGACAAACAUGUAAUCAGUAACAAGAUUGACGUCUUUACCAUUCAUUUUCAUAUAAAUUAUUCAUCUUAUAAUUCUAGCGACUAUUUUUUACCUUUCUUACUCUUUUUGUAUUAACCAUUGUGUCAUUGUAAUUUCUAGAUUUACUAUCGUUCUGACAUACUAUCUUGUAAAUUAAUUAUUAUUGUCACUCAAAAGCCAUCUUUAGGAAGUGUCAUCAAAGUUCGUACUGCAACUUAGGUCAUGCGUCAUGGAUUAAGAUGUUUCUUGAAAUGUUACUUUGGGGGGGGGGGUAAGGUAGGGGUAUAACUAGUGACUUCAAGUGCUGAGGAGACUCUUUUUUGAUUAUUUGGGGAGGGGGGACUAUCAGCUCCCCAUUUGACCCCACGGCUCCGCCUUCCGCGAAGGUGUGAAAAUAUGGCGUAACCAAUGAUUUUCAGCGGUUUUCUCCCAGCACUUGUACUGUGAAACUUGAAAAUGAACUAUAUGUACUUGAAACUGAGAAAUUAAAUGCGUUCAUCUAUCAAGAAGGAGGAAAAAAAGCGAAAUAUGUUGUUUUAAUUCACCUCUUUAGAAAAUAGAGGAAACUGGGCCAAGUUAACUUUCGCAAAGACUUGUGGGACUGUCUCUAAGGACAAGGGAAAAAAUUGGCGAAUAGCUGAUCGCCGCGUCCCCAGUAAUGAUCCCAGAAACAAUUGCGAGACAUAUAGUUAUAAAGUUACAAAUUUCAUGUGCCAUCAAAUUGUUUGGAAUAUAUUUUGAGAAAUUUUAGCUCCUUAGCAGUUUUGGUAUUUCAACUAGACCAAUGUCGAUAUGUUAAAUUCAUAUUUGUCUCGUAGGCUUGGCGGACAGAAACAAGAUAAAUUCCCUUACGGUUUCGGGGUGAAUAUUACAUUUCGUUUUAUUCCCCAAGCCUUGAGGCCAAGUUUGAAUAUUCAAACAAAAAAAUUAGUCUACUACUGAGAGGACUUUUUGAGAUAACUAAUAUCGUAAAUUAUCUAGUAAUUUGGAAAGUCAGGUUUUAGCUGUAAAGUUCUUAAAUCAAGAAUUUUCCUUUUCUUGACUUUACACUGGAUUAUUUCUUUUCCCAGCUUUUUGCCAGCAAAUCUCCAUGAUAAUAACACAUUCAAACCUGUGCAGGUUAACCGUUUAAUAAAGGUUUGACUGCCAAACCUAAGGGUUAUUAAAAAAAGGAAGAUGGUGAAAGAGAGAAAUAUCUCUUUCAAACUGUUUCUAUCUCCACUAGUACCAAAAGAAAGUAGAAGAAUAGUUAACGCCAUACAUAGUACAUGUCCUGCACUAGUAUGGCAGAUCUUGUCAAAGUGACCAUUAAAUCAAUUAGGCUGAUUUAGCAACAGAACGGGAACGUCAGCUGACGACGGCGCGCGCAAAUUAAAAAACUGGCUUGAUCAAUGGCGGAGCGGCAAGCUGGGCACUGGAAGUCGUGUUUAGUGCUUUCCGCGCGCUUUCCGUCGUCAACUGAAGUUACCGUCCUGUUGCUAAAUCAGCCUAAAAAUAUCCCGUUGGGACCUCGGAAAGGUGGCUGCGUCCGAUUAACAGAGAAGACUGCAGUUUGCAUAUUGUACUUAAUUAAAACCUAUAAUAGGCGACAAAAUGUGUUAAGAAUAUAUCUUUUCCUCCCCUGAUCCCCUCCAUGCAAUGUUGUGCCGAUGUUCGAGCUACCUAUAGAAAACAACAAACACCCCAACUUUGAAUUGAGGGAACAACGGAGGAGUGUGGAUUCUUUUGUUCUCUGAGGUUACCGUCUUUGUCGCCGAUUGCAGGUAUUCCCAUUACCAAAUGUCAUGAAACUGUUAUUCUUUUAAAUUCAUUUGUCAGGAUUUUUCAGAAGAAGAUGAAUGAUAUAACAAGAGUCAUGAGUAAGACGGAAGAAUAA
Molecule: messenger RNA, 5927 nt
Organism: Porites lobata
Lineage: Eukaryota; Metazoa; Cnidaria; Anthozoa; Scleractinia; Poritidae
Source: the annotation of a GenBank genome assembly